This is a messenger RNA of Protobothrops mucrosquamatus (brown spotted pit viper), 1926 nucleotides long. RefSeq names its product Sp2 transcription factor (gene SP2). Gene Ontology annotation, molecular function: RNA polymerase II cis-regulatory region sequence-specific DNA binding; DNA-binding transcription factor activity, RNA polymerase II-specific. Bases 11 to 1828 code for a protein of 605 amino acids. Gene Ontology annotation, biological process: regulation of transcription by RNA polymerase II. The record is from RefSeq and is a predicted model, not a curated record. Lineage: Eukaryota; Metazoa; Chordata; Lepidosauria; Squamata; Viperidae. The transcript is spliced from 6 exons.
UAGAGACAGUAUGGCUGCCACUGCUGCAGUUAGUCCCAGUGAUUACUUACAGCCUGCUGCUUCAGCAGCUCAGGAUUCUCAGCCAUCUCCAUUAGCUUUACUUGCAGCCACAUGUAGCAAAAUUGGUCCUCCAGCUGUAGAAGCAGCAAUUACAUCUCCUGCUCCUCCUCAGCCUGCCCCUCGGAAAUUGGUUCCUAUUAAACCUGCUCCACUCCCAUUAAGUUCUAAUAAGAACAUUGGAAUCUUAUCAUCAAAAGGAAAUCUCUUUCAAAUUCAAGGUUCUCAAUUGGGGACAUCAUAUCCUGGUGGACAGCUAGUAUUUACAAUCCAGAACCCAACUGUGAUCAGCAAAGGAACCCGUUCUCCUGCCAGUAUCCAGUAUCAGACGGUACCACAGAUCCAAACAGCAUCAGGACAGACGAUUCAGGUGCAGCAAAAUUUGGGCAAUCAAAUACAGAUUAUUCCCAGCAAUAUCACCCCUUCUUCCUCUUCAUCAUCGUCGUCCUCUUCUUCAGCUCAUAAGCCUGUGCCAAUAAAGCCAGCUCCAGCUCAUAAGUCAUCAGCAUCCAGUCUCCACAACACAAGUAGUGUUGUCAAGUUAACUGGCACCAGUGGCAAUGUUACACUUACUCUUCCAGUGAGCAGUCUUGUAACUGCUGGGGAGACUAGUUCUCAAACUCAAGUUGUGCCCGACAGCCCAUCUAAGCCAAGCAGAAAAUCCCGAAAGAAAAUGGUAUCACAAGCUCAGACAACUGCAAUGGCUAUGGCAGAGCAAGUGGAAACAGUCUUAAUAGAGACUACAGCUGACAACAUCAUCCAGGCAGGGAACAAUCUGUUGAUUGUGCAGAGUCCUGGGUCUGGGCAGCCAGCUGUGGUCCAACAGGUGCAAGUAGUUCAGCCCAAACAAGAGCAACAGGUAGUUCAGAUACCCCAGCAAGCCCUACGGGUAGUCCAGGCAGCUUCAGCCACACUCCCCACAGUUCCCCAAAAGUCCCAACAAAACUUCCAGAUCCAGACAACGGAGCCAGUUCCCACUCAGGUCUAUUUUAAGACGCCUUCUGGUGAGCUACAGACAAUACUACUCCAAGAUGCCCCAGGAGGGGGCCUAACUAUGGCCCCUCCCCCUGCAGUCGCCACAGCCUGCAGCAGCCCUGUAUCCCGCAGUUCCCAGUCAGGGGGAAGUACCAAAAAGACAGGGGGAGCUCGUAAAGAGCGUGCUCUGCCAAAGAUUGCCCCUGCUGGAGGCAUCAUCAGCCUCAACGCUGCCCAACUCGCUGCAGCUGCUCAGGCAAUGCAGACUAUCAGCAUCAAUGGUGUGCAGGUUCAAGGUGUUCCUGUUACCAUCACCAAUACCGGAGGCCAACAGCAGUUAACGGUACAGAAUGUUUCAGGCAACAAUCUAACCAUCAGUGGCCUGAACCCUACCCAAAUCCAAUUGCAAAUGGAACAAGCACUCUUGGGAGACCUGCAACCUGGGGAAAAGAGACGGCGUAUGGCUUGCACCUGUCCGAAUUGCAAGGAUGGGGAGAAAAGGUUGGGUGAUCAAGGGAAAAAGAGGCACAUCUGCCACGUGCCUGAAUGUGGAAAGACCUUCCGCAAGACUUCCCUUCUGCGGGCCCACGUACGUCUACACACAGGCGAGAGGCCUUUUGUCUGCAACUGGGUCUUUUGUGGAAAGAGAUUCACACGCAGUGAUGAACUGCAACGGCAUGCCCGGACGCAUACAGGUGACAAACGUUUUGAGUGUGCUCAGUGCCAAAAGCGCUUCAUUAGGAGCGAUCAUCUGACAAAGCAUUAUAAAACCCACUUGGUCACCAAGAACUUGUAGGUUGGGAUGCAAGCAGGAAAAACAAGGAAGCGGUGUGGUGAUGAGCAGUUUUUCACCCCUCAUCAUGAAAGAUGGUCUCUGCAAAGGACAGAAAAAAA